UUCGCUAGUUCUCACAGCAAGCAAAUUCAUCAAUCUUGCAAACUAGUAAUUAUUCCGAGCAUCAACAAUGGCCUCUCAAUAUUCUUGCCUCCUCUUGGCUUUGCUUGUUAGCUUAGCAACUCUAAACACCAGCCUCGCGGCUCGCCGUCUUUUAGACACUCCUGCGCCCGAAUCCGCACCGAUCGUACCAACUCUGCCUUCGAUACCGACGCUUCCAAAACCGACGAUUCCGACCGAACUACCACCAAUGCCAUCCAUUCCCAUUCCGACGAUUCCAUUGCCAAAACUCGCGGCCCCGCCCAUGCCUGAGAUUCCAACCACUUUGCCCACCGAAUUGCCUCCGAUGCCCGCCAUUCCCACCAUUCCUUCUAUUCCUGAGAGCAUUCCUCCGAUGCCUUCUAUUCCGACGACGAUUCCGUCCAUCCCCGGCGUUCAUCUCCCUCCAAUUCCCUUCUUAUCCCCGCCUCCCGCGACCACUAGCCCAUGAAGGGGAGAGCUUUCUCGUUUGGUUAUGUAAUAGUGUGAUGGUGUUGUGUUAAUAUUACGGGAGGGGAUUAUUCUUGUUGCUUGUUGCUUUAGAUAUUAUUAGUAUUAGUACGUAAUGUUUCGGUUCGGUUUGUAUUCGUGAGGAUUGUUUUAAUUAUGCUUCUGAGCUUGUCAGUGCGCCUGUCCAUGUACGUACUUGUACUUCUUUUAUAGUUUGUUAGUAUUCUGUUCGUAUUCGUACAA
This is a messenger RNA of Ananas comosus (pineapple), 729 nucleotides long. Its product is annotated as vegetative cell wall protein gp1-like. NCBI's taxonomy places the organism in Eukaryota, Viridiplantae, Streptophyta, Magnoliopsida, Poales, Bromeliaceae. Bases 68 to 487 code for a protein of 139 amino acids. The record is from RefSeq and is a predicted model, not a curated record. The transcript has a single exon.